Messenger RNA from Schistosoma turkestanicum, 2945 nucleotides. The record is from the annotation of a GenBank genome assembly. NCBI's taxonomy places the organism in Eukaryota, Metazoa, Platyhelminthes, Trematoda, Strigeidida, Schistosomatidae.
GUUUAAUCACCAGUGUUGUAAUUUAUUAACGCUCCAAUUGCUAAUUUUUUGUUGCUAACAUGAGUGGUACCGUUGUAGCAUCGUAUGAAUGUCUGACUUCUCCAUUCCUUGAUAUUGUUAGCUGUCGAUCUUUCGACGAGUCUUCUGAAUGUAAUGAAUCCCAUGUUAGUCAAAUUUCUGAUGCAGGAAAACUUUUUAUAAGCAAUGACUGUAUUUCUAAUGGAACCACUGACACAUUCUACCCGAAGACUGAUCAGAGUUUUGACGAAGAAGUGAAAAUCAUAGAUGUUGAAGAAGUUGAGACGCCAAGAACAGCUUCACCGACAUUGAAUGACCUGAAAAAACGUUUGGCUGCUGCCUCCGUUAGCCCUAGAUUUACUCAAACUCCUCCCAUCUUUGAUCGUAAGAAAAUUAACAAUCCACUUCACCAAAAGUUUUUAUCGGAAGUUGCCUCAAAACCUUGUCUUUAUCCUCUUGAGAGAUUGUUCGAUGAAUAUAUUCCUGUAAGAUCACGGAUUCGUCCGCUGAAGGGAAAACUUGGACUUACCAGCGAAGUUCCGUCUGGAGAUCAGAACAAUCGGAUAACUUUCCGUUCGGUGUCUUCAAAAAAUUCUUUACACCUUCUAGAACAUACGCCCAUUUGUUCCCUUCCGAGCCCAUUGUUACGGCAAACCUACUCAUCAUCGGGGAGUUUGAUCUCAAAUUUAACAGAUUUGUCCUUUAACAACGAUGCUAUUCUAUCUAUUCCUUUGACUACCGGUCUGCAUGUAUCUGAGUUAUUAUCUGGUGACAUAAUAUUGCCUAAAGAUGAAUCAGCUUUUGACCAGAUUGCAAAUUCAUCAAUUAAUUCAAGUGAGUCUUCUCAUUCCACUGACAAACUCGCAUGUGAACCCAUUUCAAUCGAUAUAUCCGAUAGAAAGGAAGUUACGAAGUCUAUAUUCAGUUCGAAUCCCGAUUUGAGUGAAAAUCAGCACACAGAUCCAAAUAGUCAUAUCUAUCCCAGUGAACAAUAUUCCUCUUUUUAUAUACAAUCGUACAAUUCAGGUUGUCUCAAAGAGAAAAAUCACGCUCGAACUAAACGAUCAGAGACUAAAAAGUCGCUUAUCAAGACGGUUAAUUCUAAAAAUAGUGAUCUGUCCUGUACUGAAGUUAAAAUGCCUGUAAGUGACUCUAAUACGGUAAAUGAAAAUGUGAAGCCUCAUUUCAAUGAUUUGGAUAAGCUAGAUCCAUUUGAUGAACCUCUUUCGGAAAUUGAUUGUCUUUCGUCUCUAAACACGCUUGAAAAGUCAUCGAACAGAAGAGUGUUAUUUAGUGAUUGUGACAAAGUUUCCGGCUCAGUUGCAACAAAUCUAAGCACUCAUUCAGAUUUGUGUAAUAUUUCGUCCUUCCCAAUUAGCUACAUGAACGAGGAACCUAAAGUCGUUGAAGAGGAUUUUACUCCAGUGACCAAUAAAAGGUUAAGACGUAAGCAACAACAGCAUUCAAAGCUGGUUCAGAGUAAAGCUUGCAACUUUGAACAGUCAUCAAAUGAUUUUAUUGCAAAAACAUAUAGUCAUUUACCUACACAACCGGUCAAUAAUGGAAGUACGUUCAUUCAGCAUCAUGUUACACGUCGACCCAGUGCAAAUGUAUCCAAACGUUCUGUGCAGCGUGGGGGCAUGUAUUCCAAUGCACAUGAGAAAUGUCAGUCUUCCUCUGCACGCUCAGCAACCUCCUUGCCAAACCCUCAAGACACCGUAUCUAGAAAACUCAGUAAUACAGAUAAUAUUUCCUCGUCCAAGUCAAGUAAUCUAACCAAUCACAAACCAGCAUCUACUCCGUAUUCUCAUUCUGCAAAUCGUGAUCUGACUUCUCAGAAAUCUGUACAUACCAAUCCAUACUUAAAUUCCUCCCUUCGAUAUUCUCAAGUGUUAAAAAAGCCAUUUUCUAACAGUAAUUCUGUUAUCCUCUCCUCAGACGUUCAAGGAACCCUACCUGCAAUAACCACAGGAACAGUUAGUCCAGUCCAGUAUGAAAUGCUUAAGCAGUUCAUGAUAUCUGCGUGGAAGUCGUUUAUGAAAUCUUGAACAAUACAAAUUUAUAGUUCACUUUUUUUUAGUUGUUUCUAUGCAUGCUAUAGGUUUAUUCCCUUGUAUUUGUCUCAGAGCGUAGGAUUGUUAACUUCUCAUAUAAAAAGUGCCUACACAUCAUUUAGUUAGUGGAAUUUUGUAAGUAGAAAAUUUAGUCUUAGUUACUUAUUUUUUUAAAUAAAAUAUAGCUAUUUAUCUCUCAGGUCAUACACUUAGUGAAUAUAUUUUACACUCUCCAUACAAAAUGCAGUUUAUAACGCUGUAUAGAUAACAUUUUCUUAAACUUUCAAAUUAUCACAGUAGUAAUUUUAGAGGCUGAUAAUCCCAGAAGUUGAAAGUAUAAUUUCAAUCUUCUUUGUUUAUUAUUUGAUUAAUUUUGACACAUCUGAUGAUAUAAUUUCUGUAGUUUUGUGAUUAGUCUUUCCCGACUCACUUUCAUCCAUAAUUAUAUCAGCAAUACUGUCUUUCCUUUGUCGAAUUUUGCAUUUGUUUAUUCCAGUUCUAUGUGUGUUACUGAUAGAUACUGAUUAGCCUAGCAUACUAUUCAACCGGGAUGUCUUUUCUUACGUAUGUGUUAUUCACUUCAUCCAUUAAAUUAGUUGUUUUUUUCGGGUGAUAUAUACCGGUAUUAGUUUAUGUAUUUUACUGUUGACUUAACCUCAUUAUUUUUUUAUAGUACUGUAUUUCAUUUUUACAGUAGUUCGUAGCAGUAUAGUAUCCAGUUACUUACUCCAAACGAGAGCAUUUGAAUCAAUCUUUCUCCUGUUAACAAAAUCAUUUUUUGCUUUAGGUAUUAGAGUAUCAUCUGAUGUAUCAUUGUGUUGUCUUAUUUCUUUGUACAUAUAUGUUGUCAUGUGUAUGGUUAGGAUAUUUUCA